Spodoptera frugiperda (fall armyworm) is the source of this 4199-nucleotide messenger RNA. It is a transcript of the gene Pex14, whose product is annotated as peroxisomal membrane protein PEX14. The transcript has 5 exons. Bases 180 to 926 code for a protein of 248 amino acids. Gene Ontology annotation, molecular function: signaling receptor binding. The record is from RefSeq and is a predicted model, not a curated record. NCBI's taxonomy places the organism in Eukaryota, Metazoa, Arthropoda, Insecta, Lepidoptera, Noctuidae. Gene Ontology annotation, cellular component: peroxisomal membrane; peroxisomal importomer complex. Gene Ontology annotation, biological process: protein import into peroxisome matrix, docking.
AAAAAAGAACAAAUCAAAUGUCAUUUGUGAUUGUCAAAGAAAAUUGAUUAAUUUUAUCGUCUUUCGGUAUUAGAUUUAAUCGGUGUUUUCUUAAUUUUAUACUGUGCAUACAAUAAAGUACACUUUAGCCAUUAUUGGUAAUUUAGAUAUUUAUUUUAUAUCGCUUAUUUGAAGUGGAAAUGGCUUCGGAGUCGGUGGCGAGUGUGGGUGCGGAGAUUCGAGAAAAUUUGGUAACAACAGCAGUACAAUUCCUAACAAACCCGAGUGUACAACGAUGCACGCUAGAAAGCAAAGAACGCUUCCUGCGCAGCAAAGGCCUGACUGACCUUGAAAUACAAAAAGCUUUAGGGAAAUGUGCAGAAAUGAUGGACCUUCCGUCCUUGACGUCAGAGCUCAUGUUCGUACAUCAGUCGCGGCGGUCGUGGUUCAGAGACAAUGUGCUCCCGAUUAUGAUUUAUGGAGGCUUCAUGUAUGGAUGCUACUGGUUUUAUAAAAACUACAUAAGACAUAUUCUUUUCGUGGAACAACCAAAGCGCAAGACGACAGAGGAAUGCAUCGAUGAGCUGCGCAAGAGUGUCGAUAUUCUCAACUCUAACUUUAUGGCACUGCGCACUGAAAUGCAAGCGAAUGUCCACCAGAGUGCGAUGCGGUCUCAAGUCGACAGCAUCAAGGCGGAACUAACGUCUGUCAAGUCUAUUAUGUUAAAUAGAAAUCAAUUUCCCGCUCUCAAGACGCGCACAGAUCCCCCCUCAAUCCCCGACUGGCAGCGACAGUCAGAAGAAGCGACCUCGACCGAAGUACCUCAGGAAGAGAAGAAGAAAAAGAACAGAAGUCGCAGCCAGCGGUCGGAGUCCGGGGGAUCCAACUCUAGCGAGGGAGAGCAGGCCACCAAGAAUAGUGACAGCAGUUUGGAAAUCAUCACAUGAAAACCAAUCCGAUUAAAGUCAGCACUACAACAACUUAAAAGCCUUUGCCAGAGAUAUUCUAAGGACAAAAGCCGACGCCCUGCGAAAUCAAAAAGGCCACAAAUGUUAACAGAUUUGCGCUCUAUACCAUAUCACACUCAGUUUCCUUGCUUAGGUAAGCUUAAGCCAUGUAACGCCUCAUGUAUUACGGGUUCCGAAGUGUCAGAAUCUGCUAUAAAACAAUACGAAGAUUCUAUGAUGCAUACUUAUGGUAACGCACACUUGGAUUCAUGUAAGACUAAGGAUGUACAAGACUGUACGUGCUUAGUAGCUCCGAUGCACCCACAGGUCCGCAAAGUAUUGGAACACUAUGGUUACUCCGACAUAAGAAGCUUACUUUUGAAAGUGCCAAUUUCAUACCCAACCAAUUUCAUUCCCAAUCUCAAUAAUAGGGAUGAUGACGAGGUAUGAAAAUUAAUAAUCUAUUUAGUCCGUCAGUUAGGUGACGAAAAAAUAUUAGACGCGUAUUUUUUUAAAUUUUUCGUUUAAGAACACAAUAUGUACUUACAUAAAACGAUUCAAAGUAUAGGAGUGGGAGCUAACUACGUCACUUUUGAGUAUAAAACGUAUACAGAAGUGACGUCACGCGAUAUUUCUUACUUAAAAUCUUUUUAACUUAGACGGACAUUAAAAUAAAAAUUAGUCAUCUACCCUAUUAUUCAAUACCACCCCAAUCGUAACUGCAAAUAGCGUUCGGAGGGCUUAGUACGAGUAUGUUUAACAUUUAACGAGAGCGCAAUCGGCGUUCUCAUUGGUUGGUUCAUUCUCGCCAGCCAAUCAGAGCGCCGAACGCGCUCUCGUUUCCUUUUCGUUCAAUAUAAAGCAAAGUCGUACUAAGGGUACAGAACACAAUUUAUUUGCAAGCCAAAUAUAAUACAAUUUAGUUGCAAGUAAACCAUAAAUAAGGUAAUUUUAAAACGUAGGAAAAGAAGGUAUUUUUGACAUUAGAACAUCUCUAGUAGAAAAGUAGUCUUAGCAUAGUGCCACAAUACUAAACCAAUCUUGUGACUACGUGUGACAGGUAUUUCAAUGUAUUAAUUCAAUUUAGUGUCAAUAUACUCGUUUUUUCAUUAUAUCAAUAGUAGAUACGUAGCUCAAGUUAUAGUGGGUUGUGAAGAAGAUGGUAGGAAUGUCCAUUUAUUCGUGGUCCUUGUCUCUUUGUUAGGAACAAAAUAAAUUAUUCUUGGUCCUUAUAUGUACGAGUAUGUAUCUAAGGACCAAAAUGUGUUGUAGUUGUCUCUUUAAAACCAUCUCUAGGACUUAAGGGCGAUUGAAUUGGAUUUUAGUUCGUCUCGCGAGCUACUGUUUUUUUUUUAAUAUUUAUUUUUAGAAAAAAAUAUAUAAUCCAAAAUAAUAUUCUGGUGAAGUUUAUAAGUUGUUUAUACACUAAAGAAAUGUAUGUAUCGGGGAAAAAAUAUCAUAAUACUUUCAUUUAAUUUAGUACCUACUUUAAGUAAAUACCUUCUAAACCCAGCCCACUAUUUCUUCAUCAUAAACCAAAAACAAUAAUAAAACUUAAAAUAGUGUCGCUUAAAACCAAGUAUUAUUUUGCAAUUGUAAAUUAAGAUUCUAAAUCUAAGCGUUUAGAGUCGAAAAUCCUAUGAUGGCUUCCAUCAUUAGACAUUGUAUAGAGGAAUUUUGUGGUCAUAUAAUCAUGUCUUUUUAAAUAAAUUUUAGUUAGCAUUUAUAUGAAUUGAAAUUGUAGGGGUUUUGUUAAUUAAUAUUACGUAUAGUGUGAUGUAAGAUGCGUUUUGGGACAAGUAACUUUGUAUUCUAAACUCUUUUUUAUUGACUUCUUGCCUAUUUAGACGCCAUUUUGUUUUGUUUCGCGUCAAAUAUUUUGACAGUUCUUACCUUUGCAUCAUAGGUAUGAGUUCUUAUUUCAAAUAUUUGGCGAAUAUUGUAUAGAUUAUAUUUUCUACAUUUCCAAAUAUGCUUGUCAUAAUUUCAAUGGAUAAUUGGACACAUGUCCAAGCAAUUUUGACCCUUACAUAUUAAGUAAUAGCAUUUAUUAUCCUUCUCACCUUAGAUUUGCUAUUAUUAUGUAUAAAUUGCCAAAGUUUAACACGAAAAAAGAUUUUAAUAAUAUAUUUUAAAUUUUUAUUCUAAACUUGUGAUGGCUGCUUGGUUUAAUUUGUCGAUUUUUAUUUUUAAACGUGUGAUGGUUUUGUAGAAAUAUGGACUAUGUUACUGUAUAGAUAAGACAUAGUUUUGUUUGACACAUGAAAUAAUUCAACCCUGACUUGAUUUUACCAGCGAUAUUUUAAUGCUACGCUCUCUUUGAAUUUUAUGAGUGAUACCAAUACAUGCUUUACGCAUUUGCUAAACAAAUAUAAACCUUGAUCUGAAUACUAUAAAACGCAUAUUAAAAUAACGCGAAUUAUUUUGUGUAUCAAAUAAUAGAGACAAAUGCAUAAUCAUGUUUGUUUCACAAUAAAAUAAAUAAACUAAUUAGUCAUUACUGUGUACCUAUAGCUUUGUUGUUGAUUUUAUUUUUUAAUUGACUUUUUAUGGGCGUAAUAAAAAUAUACUCUAACAGUUGAUACAAUUAAGAACACGACUAGUUACCAGCCAUGCUAGAGGCUCAUGUUCAUGAGCAGAAUUCCGCGACACACGACGCAGCGACUGUCGCGCUGCUAUUGGCGAUUCGAGUUUCGCGCCCAUCGCGCCUGAAAAAGUUAACGGGAGGCGAAAAAGACUAAUGAAUAAUGAUGAAUUGUUCAUUAUUUUAUACUCUUUUUAUGGGGGAGUAAAUCAUCCAAUGACUUCUCGCGCCUUAGACGAGGCAAGAGGCAGUGUCAGACUCUCACUGACUAAAAACCGCCCCGUUCCUAAUCCUGCUUUUCGAGCCGAAGUUCCGGUAAACCCGCUAAGUAGUUCGCAGCUCCGGGUUAUAAUUUUAUAGGAAUACUAUAGCAUUAUGGUUUCCUUAGAAAGAAGUUCAAUUAUUUUAUUACGCCCAUAAAAUAAGUAUCCGGCAGUCCGGAUCUAGUUGUACUUGUAAUAUACCGUGUUAAUUUUUUACUAAUUUUAUUUUUCAAUGUGAAUAUUUUGUUUCAAAUUGUUUUAUAUUUCGUUUUGGUUCCUUCAUUGUAAUUAUUAUUAAAUUGCUCAGUGUUUGUUUGUAUGAAAUAUUCAGUACUUGUAUUUAAAAGACUUAUCGUUGUAUACAGCAUUCCAUAUUGGUGUUUUAGUGUACCCGCGUCGUGAUAAUAAACCAAAAUGAUAAUGAUA